Colletotrichum orchidophilum is the source of this 1797-nucleotide messenger RNA. RefSeq names its product major facilitator superfamily transporter. The transcript has 6 exons. The coding region runs from base 1 to 1797 and encodes 598 amino acids. Gene Ontology annotation, biological process: transmembrane transport. Gene Ontology annotation, molecular function: transmembrane transporter activity. The record is from RefSeq and is a predicted model, not a curated record. Lineage: Eukaryota; Fungi; Ascomycota; Sordariomycetes; Glomerellales; Glomerellaceae.
AUGCAGCCCAAUAGAAGAGAAACCUUUGAGAUUUCUGAACGGCCUGAGCUCAGUGUGGACAGAAACACGAGCGACAACCACCAUGAUUCCGUUCAUCACGAUCCUAAGGAAAAGACUGUGACGUCUCUAGUGCAUGAAAGCCAUGACACCGGUGUAACUCAGACCACGACUGGCGAUGAUUCUGACGAGUCGCAGACUCAUCAGUACGCGACGCCACGAGAACUGGCUCUUCUGUCGACAGUAUUCACUAUUGCAACCUUUAUGAUAGCCAUAGAUGGAAGUAUCCUUGCAACGGCCAUCCCCAAGAUAACCAGUGAUUUCCAUCGACUCAAUGACGUUCCGUGGUACGGAAGCGCAUACCUCUUCACAGAAAUGGCUUUCCAGCCUACUUUUGGUCGCCUGUACACUUUAUUCAAUGCCAGAAUUCUCUACUUGAUGUCCAUCGUCAUUUGCUCAAUUCUAUGCGCUGCAUCGCCAAAUUCUGCAGCAUUGAUCACUGGAAGAGUCAUCUCCGGUAUUGGAGCUGCUGGUCUUCUUUGCGGAAGUCUAUCGGUGUACGGAAGGUCAGUUCCUCUGCGAGCUAGACCAUUCGGAAUGGCUCUUGUCACGAGCAUGUACGGCGUGGCAGGAGUGUUAGGACCGACUCUUGGAGGACUCAUCACAGAUACACCUCGACUCACCUGGCGCUUCUGCUUCUGGAUUAACUUGCCGUUUGGGGCAGUGACAUUCGCAAUCGCGUACAAAAUCUUGAGAGCAAGGACACCAAUACAUGGGAAGCUCUCUCUGCGCCAGAAGUUGAAGAAGCUUGAUUUACUUGGAGGCUUUCUGCUUAUCGUCGGCUUAAUCACUCUGUUUUUUGCCCUUCAAUGGGGUGGGACCAAAUAUCCGUGGUCUGACCCUAAGGUUUACGCAUGCCUCGUGAUAUUUGGAAUCUUCAUCACAGCAUUCGGGCUGUUGCAGGCAAGCAAGAAAGAAGAGGCGACGAUCCCCAUGCGGAUCCUUUCGCAGCGGACGGUGGCCAUCAGCUGCACCUUCAACAUGCUGAUGUCCAUGGCACAUAACACGCACAUGUAUUAUCUGGCGUUUUACUUUCAAGCAGUCCUGGGCACCAACGCUGUCACGUCGGGCGUGCGCUGUCUCGCGUACGGAAUCCCAUGCAGCAUCGCCAUCAUCAUCACGGGGGCGUGCGUUAGCUCAAAAGGCCACUACGUCCCUUUUAUGUGGCUGGGGUCCAGCAUCUUCAUCGCCGGCUGCGUGCUGCUCCAGAGACUGAAUAGGGAUUCGUCGAUGGGGCAGUUGAUCGGCUUUCAAAUCAUUAGCGGAGUGGGCAUCGGGCUCGCGGAGCAAGUCCCCUUCAUCGCGGUGCAGGUGGUCCUCCCCGACAGCGACAUGCCGGCCGCGUGUGCCAUGGUCGUUUCCCUCCGUUUACUUGGCGGCGCGGUUGGACUCAGCAUCGCCUCCAACCUCUUCUCCCAGGAGCUCUACCGUCGGCUCGCGGGAGCGCCGGGAGGGGUCGACGUCAAAGCGAUACAAGAUGCGGGUGCAUCGGAUCUGGCAAAGGCGAUACCGGAGGCUGUUUUGCCGUUCGUGCAGAAGGCUUUCAGCUUUGCGAUCUCCAGGGCCUUCAUACUACCCAUCGUUGUGGCUGGCACCUCCUUGGUAUUGAGCUUUGGGAUGCAGAGGCGAUGGAUUCCAGAUGAUCGGGUGCAGCCAUUUCCAGAGGUCCAAGGAACCGUGACUGGCGACACGGCUGCGAAUGCAUCCUCAGAUCAGGGAAGAAAUGAGAAAUCUGUGUAG